Molecule: messenger RNA, 2670 nt
Organism: Aspergillus novofumigatus IBT 16806
Lineage: Eukaryota; Fungi; Ascomycota; Eurotiomycetes; Eurotiales; Aspergillaceae
Product: RMD1 family protein
Exons: 5
Coding region: 316-2253 (645 amino acids)
Source: RefSeq, a predicted model, not a curated record
GUUUGAGCAUCAACUACCUUGAGUGAUUGGCUGGUUCGUUUGCUUUUAAUCUUGUCACUAUAUGAAUGAAGAGUAUGGUGCGGAUAUUGGUUGCCUGCUCUGAGAUUGCUGAGAUUGUGGAUAUGUUGAUUUAAAUCUCCCUUUUUGCCCGAGUUUCGAUUAGUCUCGGAGAAGACUCGCUGCAAUCGGAGACCAGAACCUGAGGCACUACCUGGACCUGCCAGUGCACUCAUAUUCGAGGGAACACGAUCAAGGUGGCCUUUGGGCAUUGCAGUUGAUAUCACGACAGAAAAUUAACGGCAAAUUGCUUUGAUCAUGUCUCCUGCCCGUGGAGGAGUCCCCGGCCAGAGGAGCCCCCACGUGCUGGUCACGGACUCGCGCGAGCAGCAACCUCAACCUGUUCGUCGUGCCCCUGCGUGGUCCACCCCGACCACGACACAACCACGGCCACGCUCUCGUCUAGCGUCUGCAGCUGGCGGAUUGAUCGGUGCGGGAAGUAGUGCAGGUGGCUCUGGUCCUAUUGGAAGCGGAAGUCGGCUGGUCAACACCGCAGCAACGAUGGGGCGACUUGCGGCGCAACCGCGUUUACCUCCGCGCACGACAAAAGUCAGCGAGAAGCUCGUCCUUUUACCGGAAGCGGAGGGAGUGGAGGGGGAUCUGAAUGAGGAGGAGGAAGAAGACGAGGUGGACGAGGAGUUCGUGCAGAGACUGGCCAAGGAGAGGAAUCUGGAUCCCGAUUCUUUGCGACAGAGACUGUUGACACAAAAGAGGCUUGGGGGUGAUUUCGGCGUCGAUAAUGACAUUGCUCCUUUGCUGGCCGAGGAAGAGCUGCUGCGUCGACGCAAAGUCGCCCCGGAAAAGGCCAAAACCUACGCAGAGCGGCUACCCAAGGCCCGUCGUGCAGAAAAGCUGGCGCGUGUUACUGCUUAUUGCACGGCGCAAGCUUACAAGAUGAGUUCGUUGGCGGCAUUUGUCAAGGACAAGCAUGGCGGACGGACUAAGCUGUACGAUGAUUGUCUGUAUACGGCGUACCAUUUACCGCUGUUACCUGGUCUUGAGGGCUAUCGGGUGCGAAGCAGUCCGAUGGUGAAGAAACCUGGAGGCAAAUCUCUUUUGGAUGAGGAGAUUGAGAGGAACGAGCUUCGCGACCAUCAUGAUGACUAUGUCAUGGAAGCAGAGGAGCAUUCUGUCGGGGGUCACCAUCAAAGACAUAGUUCAUUGCACGAUGUUAGCGAAUCAUUGGUGCUCGAUGGCACAUUGAUCAACAAGUUCGACGAGGACUUACAUCAUUCUGACAGCGAUACGGUGAGGGAUAGCAGCAGAGUCUCAGUCCCUGGUCAUCGGCCAGCCCAAGGAUCUCCUGCCUCAACAGCGCCCGCAGGCCUACCGUACGAUGUCGCAGAGAUGUUUGUUUUCAGCUACGGCGUAGUGGUUUUCUGGAACCUGACAGAGAGGCAAGAAAAGGAUCUCCUAGCCGAUCUGGCGUUUGCAAACUCCUCUACUACAGGAUCCCGCAUACCACUGGCAACCAUGCCCUUGGAUGAGGAGGACUUUGAAACAGAAGAAUUUCACUUCGAAUACUCGACCGAAAUUUCACGGCCUCGGGUAUUCAACGACAUGAUCACCCUGCGCAGCGGCGACCACAUGAUCAAACUAGCCAUCAGCCACGGCAUCGCGCAAAGCACCAAGCUCUGCUUCUUUGAAGAAGUCAUGGCGCGCCAAAUGGCCGAGGCGAAGGACGUCCCGCGCAGACUCGCCAUGACAGGCAAUCUGGGCAUGAAGCGCGAAGAAGUCUUCCGUAUCCUAGGCAAGCUUUUCAAAAGCCGCGUAGAAGUCAACCUCUCAUCCAACAUGCUCGACGUACCCAACUUCUUCUGGGAGAGCGAACCAACCCUCUACCCGCUCUAUAACGCCGUCCGCGAAUACCUCGAGAUCAAACCCCGGAUCCAAGUCCUCAACGAACGAUGCCGAGUAUUCCUCGACCUCGCAGAGAUCCUCUCCGACUCGAUCGCCGAUAACAGAACAUCCCAUCAAACCUGGAUCAUUAUCGUCCUCAUCCUUAUCUCCAUCGUCGUUACAACCUUUGAGGUCUUCCUCCGCUUCGGCCUGCUCUCGGCCCGCGAAAAGAACGCCUCUUCCACUUCCUUCGGCGCCAUGCUUUUCUCUCGCGCUUCGAAUCCGGCUACCUGCUCGUGUCCUGCGCAGGGUGUAUUUGACAUGAAUGCAACUGGGCUUGGGGCGCAUUACUCCUAGUCGUCUCGUUUCUAAUUUGCCUGAGUCAGCAUUAUGCAGGUUUUCCAUGACGCCGUGGCCAACAUCCAUAUAUUCGAUUUCUCCGCACUGACUGCUAUGAUUUAUUAAGGCGCCCAGGAUCUUGUUAUUAUAUCUCCAUCUCUCAAAAGCCAUCCAGCAGCCUUCGAUAUUUAAUAUGCUUCUAUCAUACAUACAGUUUUGUAAUUCUCAUUUACAAGGUUCCUGUGUUGAUUCUUUGACAAAGGAAAAGGUACAAAGGAAAUUCGAGGGGUAAAAACGAGACAAGCGAUAGGGGGAAUAAUGUAUCAGCAACACAGACAAAAUUAGGUAUAGGGGAUGCAAGGGGAUUGAAAGCACGCAAGGUGAUCACCAAUGUCGAUGACAACCACAGAUAGAAAACAGAUACCCGAAUUCCCG